AUGGAGGAAGAGGAACUGGAUGCACCCCUGUUCAUCACCUGGUACCAGUGUGUGGUAUCUGUGGCUCUGUGUGCCACAUUUGGCUACGCAGCCAAAUGGUUUCCGAAUGUCAUCACCUUUCCAGAGUUCAAGAUUGAUCUAACGAUCGCUCGGCAGGUACUGCCCUUAUCUGUUGUAUUUGUUGCAAUGAUGACAUUCAACAAUCUUUGUCUAAAGUAUGUGGGAGUGGCAUUCUAUUAUGUUGGAAGAUCUCUGACGACCGUAUUUAACGUGGCAUUAACGUACGUGAUUCUGAAGGAGAUCACCUCUGUGAAAUCGGUGCUGUGCUGUCUAACCAUCAUUGCUGGAUUUCUGCUUGGUGUCGAUCAGGAAAAUGUCACAGGCACACUCUCAGUGAUUGGAGUUGUAUUUGGAGUACUUGCCAGUCUUUGCGUUUCGCUGAACGCCAUCUACACAAAGAAAGUGCUGCCAUGCGUCGGUGAUAACAUAUGGAGUCUAACGCUGUACAACAACGUCAACGCGAGCAUCUGCUUUCUACCCCUGAUUCUGCUCAGCGGCGAGGCCGCUGUGGUCGCCAGUUUCUCACACUUACGAAGCCCAACGUUCUGGACACUGAUGACAAUCAGUGGGGUUUUCGGCUUUGCGAUGGGUUACGUCACAGGGUUUCAAAUCCAGGUGACGUCGCCACUGACUCACAACAUCAGUGGCACGGCGAAGGCGUGUGCGCAGACUCUGCUUGCUGUAGGUUACUACAAGGAAGUAAAGUCGCUGCUGUGGUGGAUAAGCAACGCUGUCGUGCUUGUCGGUUCGAUGGCGUACACGCACGUGCGUCGACAGGAGAUGAAGCAAGUUCACCAGGAGAAUGCGGAAAAGGAGAUGCUGACAGCGGAUGCUGCGAGACCACCUAAGGUACCCCUGUGAGCGAGAAGACGUGCCACGGCGGUGCCAUUACGAAAUCUGCGAUGGUGGGUUACCGACGCGGUGAAAAUGUACUGUGAUAUUAUGUGAACUCUUUCCUGUCGAUUUUAUUUCUCAUUUCGCACGCGUGACGAGCUCAUCGUACAUGUGCACGCUCUUUCGUCAGUCAGAGAAACUACCAGCAACACCGGCCACGUCUUGUAAGCUGACAUUUAAUUCCCGCAUAACGAACCUUUGCUCGGCUACACAUCAGUUUGACGUGUGUGUGUGUGUGCGUGCGUGCGUGCGUGCGUGCGUGCGUGCGUGCGUGCGUGCGUGUGCACCAGAGAGAGAGAGCAUACAGCCAAUCUCCCACCAUUCAGAUGCAUGAGCUAAAACAAAGUCGUCUUACUAAAUCAUCCGCGUGCACCAGUGUGCAACGCACGCAAACACAACUACUGCCAUAUCGGAAUAGUCGGAGCAGACGUUAUGUUUGUAAUGCAGUGUAUCGAAGUGUUAGUGGUUGGCAUUGAUGUGAUAGUCGUUGUGGGAUCUGACUUUUGUUGGCGGAACAUGAAGCUAUAUUUUCUAUAAGAAUGUGCUUACACUGGAUUUGUGUAUAUCAAGUUUUCUCAUUGACCUUAGUGGAGUGAUUUCCACUUUUCUGUAUUGAUCUUCACUAAUCGUGUACAGUAAUUUGUUACCUAUUUCAUAAUUUCGUGCGCACACACAUGCACGCACGCACACGCACGCAGACACACAACACACACAUGCACACGCACACG
This is a messenger RNA of Priapulus caudatus, 1682 nucleotides long. RefSeq names its product GDP-fucose transporter 1-like. Gene Ontology annotation, molecular function: antiporter activity. The coding region runs from base 1 to 921 and encodes 306 amino acids. The transcript is spliced from 5 exons. The record is from RefSeq and is a predicted model, not a curated record. NCBI's taxonomy places the organism in Eukaryota, Metazoa, Priapulida, Priapulimorpha, Priapulimorphida, Priapulidae. Gene Ontology annotation, cellular component: Golgi apparatus. Gene Ontology annotation, biological process: protein O-linked glycosylation via fucose; GDP-fucose import into Golgi lumen.